AUGGAGCGGAUCCUCAAGUCCGCCAGGGAGUCGGGCUCCCUCAACCUCUCCAAUCGCUCCCUCAGGGAGAUACCCAAGGAGGUGUACAACAACUUGGACACGGGCAGCCAGGAUGAGAAAUGGUGGGAGGGAGUGGACCUCCAAAAGCUCAUCCUGGCUCACAAUAACCUUGAGGUGUUAAGAGAAGACCUUAGAAACCUAUCUUCUCUUGUUGUUUUAAAUAUAAGCCACAACAAGAUAUCUUCCCUUCCAGCAGCUAUCGGAGAUCUUCCGUUGCUAAAAUCACUGGACAUAUCUUUCAAUCAAAUAAACACUCUGCCCGAAGAGAUUGGCCUGGCUACUUCUUUAGUCAAGGUUGAUUUCUCAAAUAAUUGCCUUACUGACAUUCCACCUAGCCUUGCCAAAUGCCCGGACUUGUCCGAACUCAAGGCAUCAAACAACAACAUAUCCAGAAUACCAGAUGUACUUGCUGGCUGUUCCAAGUUAAGUAAAUUGGAUCUAGAGGGUAACAAGCUUGUGACGCUUUCUGAAAACAUGUUUGUCUCAUGGACAAUGCUCACAGAGUUGAAUCUCGCAAAAAAUCUGCUUACAGCCAUCCCAGGUAGCGUUGGAGCACUUCCAAAACUAAUCCGCCUAGACAUGCAUCAGAAUAAAAUAACAUCAAUUCCUCCUUCCAUAAAGGGUUGCUCUUCACUAGCCGAGUUCUAUAUGGGAAAUAACUUAUUGUCUUCAAUACCAGCUGAUAUUGGCACAUUAUCAAAAUUAGGCAUACUUGAUCUCCAUUCUAAUCAGCUAAAGGAGUAUCCAGUUGGAGCCUGCAACCUCAAAUUAUCUUUCCUCGAUCUAUCAAAUAACUCAUUAUCUGGUCUACCAGCUGAACUAGGUAAAAUGACUACCCUAAGAAAGCUUCUGCUUACUGGAAAUCCUAUGAGGACACUUAGGAGUUCAUUGGUUUCUGGACCAACAACAACAUUGCUGAAGUAUCUGCGCAGCCGGCUUUCAUCUGAUGAGGAAGCAUCAGGAUCCGGAAGCACCCCGACUAAAGAUGACCAAAUUGCUGCAGCAAGGCGAUUGUCCUUAUCUUCAAAGGAACUGGACUUGAGUGGUCUUGGUGUGACCAGUGUACCAGCUGCGGCAUGGGAGACAAGUGAUGUGGUAAAACUGGAUCUUUCUAAAAAUUCAAUAGAAGAUCUACCAAAUGAGUUGUCAUUAUGCUCAUCACUUCAAUCCUUAGUUUUGUCUAAUAACAAGAUAAAAAGGUGGCCUCGCACAGUGGUUUCCUCCCUUACCAGUUUGUCUUCCUUAAAGCUGGACAAUAACCCCUUGGUAGAGAUAUCAUCCACUGAUCUUGCGUCUCUGUCCAAACUGGAAGUACUUGAUCUAAGUGGCAAUGCUUCAGCACUUCCUGAACCUUCUGCAGUUUCCGCAUUACCACAGCUGCAGGAGCUCUACCUAAGACGAAUGAAACUCCAUGAAUUUCCUAAUGGUUUGUUGGGCUUAAAACAGCUUCGGAUUCUUGACCUAAGUCAGAAUAACCUUACAACUGUGCCGGAGGGCAUCAAGAAUUUCACUGCUCUCAUUGAGCUUGAUCUGUCAGACAACAAUAUAACAGCACUCCCAGCAGAGCUGGGAUUACUUGAAGCUAAUUUGCAAGUGUUGAAACUGGAUGGAAAUCCACUAAGAAGCAUAAGACGAACUCUGUUGGAGCGAGGAACGAAAGCAAUUCUCAAGUACCUCAAAGAAAAAUUGCCCGCUGAAUAA
Molecule: messenger RNA, 1761 nt
Organism: Miscanthus lutarioriparius
Lineage: Eukaryota; Viridiplantae; Streptophyta; Magnoliopsida; Poales; Poaceae
Source: the annotation of a GenBank genome assembly